Cetraspora pellucida is the source of this 939-nucleotide messenger RNA. NCBI's taxonomy places the organism in Eukaryota, Fungi, Glomeromycota, Glomeromycetes, Diversisporales, Gigasporaceae. The record is from the annotation of a GenBank genome assembly.
AUGGAGUUAUUUCUUGAAUAUUUUGAGACAACGCCACCGGAAAAAUACCGAUUUCUCGAUUAUUACCAGUAUUGUAAAAGCCAGGAUGGGUUCACAGUUAAUUUUCGCCAAGAAGCAAAAAGACUUCAAGUUGCCUUGGAACACCUGGUGAAAAAUGAAUCGGGUUUAAGGAAACAAAAAGCUCAAUGUUUGCUUGAUGUUUUUGAGGCGAAAAGGGUACAUACUUCCACGACUACGGUGAGCGCGUACGCUCCGCUCACUUUAUGGCGUUCAUUAGAUCCCGUUGUGGUCUACAAGUUUUGUAGAGAUCCCGUUGUGAACCAUCGAAAAAAGAACGUGGAUGUUGAUAAAUUCUGGAAUGAAUUUGAAGGUGAAUCUCUGGAUAUAGAGCAUGGCAAAGAAAAAAAACAAUUACAGCUGGAUCAGUUGAAAAUAGCUCGUGUUAUGACAAAAGGAACUGAAGAUGGCGUUGAAAAUAUUAUGAAAAAUGUCAAUACGGAACUGGUUGAGUCAGCUACUUACCUUAAAAGAAGACUAGAUGUUGAUUACAAAGAAGAUCGAGAUGGGUACACUACGCCUUAUCCAAACUGUCCUAUGGUGAAUAAUCCGGAGGACGAAGAGAAACCAAAGAGACAGACUAAGACUGAUGAUAAGUCUUGCAUUUCAUCUGCCGGAACUAGUGAUGAUAUACCGAUUGGUAUUAAUUUUACAAAGCACAAGAGUGUGGAUGACGAGUCCGAAGAAUCCGAAGAAAGUGAUGAGGAAGACGAGUUGAGGCUAAACGUGGAAGAAAUUAGGUUCGAAGAAUACAUCGAUCGCGGGAAUAAACCUGUUGCUCUUGAUGAUAAUGAUGGUGGUUUAUAUGAAUUUUGCAAAAUAAUUACUGAAUCUUUUUCAAAAGAAUUUAAUUUAACAGCAAAGAAAGAAUUUUUUCAAUAA